AUGUCAGCAACAACAGCACCAAACUCGUUAGUCAUGAACCCAACUUCAAUGUUAGUAGAAAUGAAAAGCUUCAUUCCUUCUUCAUAUACUUUCGAAACAGAAAUCCAGAAGAUAAAGCAAGAACUUCUCCAAGGAGAUUUAGACUGUAGUGCGAAAGAUGAAACAAAUGAACAAUAUCUUUAUGAAAUGCAGGAUAUUAUUGACCAUUUACCUAAAAUUCCUGAAAUACAACAACAAAAGCUCACUAUUCCAGAAUUCGAUGAAAUAGAAGUGAAACCAACUGACUCAGUAGAAACCAAGAAGUUCAUACGUAAG
Trichomonas vaginalis G3 is the source of this 315-nucleotide messenger RNA. Its product is annotated as organellar and viral DNA polymerase type B. The record is from RefSeq and is a predicted model, not a curated record. NCBI's taxonomy places the organism in Eukaryota, Parabasalia, Trichomonadida, Trichomonadidae. The transcript has a single exon. The annotation marks the transcript as partial.